Molecule: messenger RNA, 2507 nt
Organism: Apodemus sylvaticus (European woodmouse)
Lineage: Eukaryota; Metazoa; Chordata; Mammalia; Rodentia; Muridae
Gene: Spdl1
Product: spindle apparatus coiled-coil protein 1
Exons: 12
Coding region: 177-1988 (603 amino acids)
Biological process (GO): mitotic spindle assembly checkpoint signaling; mitotic metaphase chromosome alignment; protein localization to kinetochore
Cellular component (GO): spindle pole; outer kinetochore
Molecular function (GO): kinetochore binding
Source: RefSeq, a predicted model, not a curated record
GAACACUAUUCAAAAAUCCUGGCGCUUACUUAGCUGUGUUUCGGGCGAAGGAAGAGGGUGAAUUUUCUAUGCUGAGGUGGAUUCAGUAUCACGAGUCUGGGCGUCCAGUGCUCUCCGGACAGGUCUCGCGUUGCAGCAGCCAGAAAGCGUGAGGAGAGAGGUUGAAAACAGAAAACAUGGAGGCAGAUAUCACAAGUCUUCGAAACAAGCUCAAAGAGUGUGAAGACGAGCGACUGAAGGCCGCACACUAUGGCCUACAGCUCCUGGAGAGGCAGGCGGAACUGCAGAGUCAGUUGGAUAAAUGUCAUGAAGAGAUGAUGUCCACAGCCGAGAGUUAUAACCAAGAGAAGUAUGCCCUUCAGAGAGAAGUAGAGCUCAAGAGUCGGAUGCUGGAAAGUCUGAGCUGUGAGUGUGAAGCUCUGAAACAGCAGCAGAAAACGCAGCUGGAGCAGUUAGAGAUGCAGCUACACAGAAGCCACAGGCAGGAAGUGAGCGACCUGAGGAACAAGCUAGAAAGUCUGAAAGUGGAAUUAGAUGAAGCAAGGCUUAGUGAAAAGCAGCUGCAGCAGAAGCUGGAUCGCCAGGGUGAACUUCUCUCUCACAAGUCGGAAGAACUUCGGCUAAUGUCUGAGCAGCGAGCACUCAAUAACAUGUCUUCGGAGCUGCUGGCUCUGCAGGCUGAGCUAACUGACAUGGAAGGUGCGAAGAAUGCCCUCAAAGAAGAGGUGAACGAACUGCAGUACAAACAAGAGCAGCUGGAGUGUCUCAAUGCUUCCUUACUGCACCAGGUCGACAGGCUUAAGGAAGAGAAAGAGGAGCGAGAGAGGGAAGCGGUCUCUUACUGUAAUGCCUUGGAGAAAGCUCGCGUGGAAAAUCAGGAUCUUCAGGUGCAGCUGGGGCAUGCACUUCAGCAGGCGGCAGACCCCAACAGCAAAGGAAACUCUCUCUUCGCAGAGGUGGAGGAUCGAAGGGUGGCAAUGGAACGGCAGCUCACCUUGAUGAAGGACAAAUACCGCUCACUGAAGAGGCAAAAUGCGUUCACCAGAGAGCAGAUGAACAAGAUGAAGUUACAAAUCUCCACGUUGCUGAGGAUGAGGGGAUCACAAACUGAAUUUGAGCAGCAGGAGCGGUUGUUUGCCAUGGUAGAACAGAAGAAUGGGGAAAUAAAACACCUCUUAGGGGAAAUUAAUAAACUGGAGAAAUUUAAGAGCUUAUAUGAAAGUGUGGACUCCAAACCUUCUGCAUCAGACCACGAUUGUACUCUAGAAGACAGCACCUAUUAUGCAGAGUUACUUCAGCUGAAGCUUGAUAAACUAAACAAAGAAAAUGAAAGCACGAAGGGCGAGCUGUCCAUCCAGAGGAUGAAGGCAUUAUUUGAGAGCCAGCGGGCCCUGGAUCUUGAGCGGAAACUGUUUGCAAAUGAAAGACACCUGCAGCUCUCAGAAAGUGAAAACAUGAAACUGAGAGCUAAGGUAGACGAACUCAAGCUGAAGUACGAACCCGAAGAGAAAAUUGAAGUACCUGUACUCAAAAAGAGGCGUGAGGUGCUGCCGUUGGAUAUACCCACCCCAGAAGAAACAGCUGCUACCACUGGAGAAGAAUUUUCUAAACCCCCACUUCAGAGGGAGGAGGAGUCCUGUCUUAGUAACUUAAAAGAUAAUGCUGUGCAGUGGACACAGCAGGCUUCCGCAUGCAUGCAGCCAGCCAGCCUCUCUCCUCAUAAGAGCCUGCAUCUGGAUACACAGCCGAGGAAGGAGAAGAAGUGUGUGAAGCUUGUGGAUAGUCCAGCCAAAUCUGAGGCCUUACAUGAACAAAGUGGGAACACCCCCAGUUCUCCCAGGUUAACUGCAGAGUCAAGGCUUCCAACAAAAGUGACGGAAAGGAAAGAAACUACAAGCAAAUUGGAAAAAGGAGCUUGUAAGAAGCCACCCAACAUCAUGUAUGUGUCUUCAAAGUCAACCCCAGAGAUGCAGUGCCCCCAGCAGUAGUAAGGUGCUGUGUAUUGGCUGUGCUAACCGUCACUCACUCCUAUGCAUGGGACACCCUUGUGGAGCAUUUGCAUGAGCCAGUGCAGCUCUGAGACCUGGUGUGCUCAUACCUCUGUGACCAAGAAUUCAGAUGUGGCUGUGAUUCUUACCACAGGUUCCUUAACUGAUAAUCCUUCUCAGGACUGUGAAUCACAGGGAACAGACUAUUUUCGGAAGAGAAUGUUAUAAUUUAAACCUAUUUGCUGUGUUGGAUAUGGAAUUUGAGCAUUAUGUGAUUAAUCUAUCUUAAGAACCAAAAAUUAGAAAAUUAAAACAAUUAUUAUAAUUUUCUUUGUACAUCUUUUUGGACUUAUAUUUUCUUUGUCUUGUAAAAAUAGUGAAAAUGGCUUAAAAGAUGUAUUAUUACAAAAUGUUUUUAAAGUUUGAAGUACCUAUAUUCAUAUGUAUAAUUUAGGUUUUCAUGACUCAAGCAUCUAAAUAAUUUUGAAAUUUAAAAUAAAAUUACAACAAUUUCUUCUA